AUGAGUACUGAAGACAAUCUUUCUACUGAAUUCAGUCCAAAAACUGAAUCAAUCGGCAAAGAUCAACGUCGAUUACUACUGCUCAAUGACGCGAAUUAUGGCAUAGUUCUUUGUUUUCUUGAAAAAUUUCGAUCUGUACUCGAUCUACCAAAUUAUUCAUUGCAACGUCUUGAAGAUCAUCUGAUAAAUUAUGAAGAACGUAAUGCUGUUCCAGCACGUCUUAUUGAUUAUCAUUUUAUUCUACUUAAACGAUUAUCAUUAGCUAAAAAUACUCAACGAGAAAAAUUUGAUUCUAUUAUAACUAAAUUUGCAUCUCGAUUUGAUUUAAACGAUGGUGAUCAUUUGGCAACAGCAGGUUAUUUACAAGCUGAAAUUAAUGUUAAAAUUCGAAUUUUAAAAAAUUUACUAGAAAGCCAGUUCGAUUUAAAUCAAACAUUUAGAAAUACGCUCGUAGAUAAAGCAGCAAGAGAAAUAAAAUCAGCACCAUUAGGUCGUGAUCGUUUUGGAGUUUCCUAUUGGCUUUUCGUGGGAACUGAUUGUUUUGUACGUUUAUUUCGCGAAGAUGCUGAUAUCGAUCGAGCAUGGAGUAAUGUUGCUAAAGAUCGGGAUGAACUGGAAAAUUUUAUUAAAUUAUUAAUUACUGAUUCUACUGUUCGUGAAAAAUUUGCCGAUUGGGCGAUUGAUUAUGAACCAUUUUCUUGUUUGACACCUUCGAAUGAAUUUCAGAAACUUUAUUUACCUUCUGUAACAGAGAUGAAAGAAGAAGAGGAAGAGUAUGCUGAACCCAUGGCGAUUGAAGAUGAAAAACUCGAUGAAUCAACGAAGAAAAGACGUGGCCGGCCAAAGAGCUCAGCUAAAUCAAUAAAAUCUCAAAUUGAAAUCGAAUUGAAACACGAAGAAGCAACUGAUUUAACAUCAAUGGAUGAUGAAACACUUGAAUAUUCUGCCCAACGAAAACGUGGACGACCAAAAGGCUCUAUAACACCAGUGAAAAAAGAAAUCAAACAAGAAGACGACGAAGAAAAAAUCGAACCCACACUCAAUGAUGAUGAAAAGCCAAAUGAACCAAUGAAAAAGAAACGUGGUCGACCGAAAGGUUCAAUAAAAUCAUUAAAUAAUGAAAAAAAUCCGGUCAAUGUAGAAAUAAAAGAAGAAAAACAAGAAGCUUCAUCAAUAUCGGAUGCUCAUGAAACAUCUGAUGUAUUAAUAAAGACAAAACCUGGAAGACAAAAGAGCAUAGCAAAGCAGCAAAUCGAUGCCGAUAUAAAGUCAGAAGAUAUUGAAAUGGCACCCAACGGUGAUGACAAUCUCAAUGAAUCAAUGAAGAAAAAACGAGGACGACCAAGAAGUUCAGUAAGAUCAAUAAAAAAAGAAAAGACUGAAAUCGAAACAGAAGUAAAAAGUGAACCCAAAGAAGAAGCGAUAACACCGGCACGUCGAGGUCGAAAACGUAAAAUUGUUACUGAAGAAAACAGUAAUGAUGAAGAUAACGAUACUCAAAAUGAAGAAUCCUUCGUCUACAAAGAAAAUCUUUCUACACGUCGAUCAGCACGACCACGAAAAUCAAUAGCCACUGAGUCAACGUCUGCUGGCAAUUCAAAAGCAUCUUCACAGGUUCCAGCAGGUAAACGAAAACGUUCAAUGAAUGGCAAAAGUAAAGCUUCCAAUGAUCCGACAACAUCAACAAAUAGUAAUAAAUCAGGCCGCUCUCGUCGUCGACGUAAAGCAACAUCACGACGAAAUCUAAACGAUGAUUUUUGUUUUUCAACAUCAAGUUCAGAUGAACACAUUGAUUAUCUCUCCGACGAUGAAUAUAACUCGGAUGAUUAUUUGCCUAAUGCAGCUGAAAUAGCGAAUGACGAUAAUUUCUUUGAACUUGAUGAAGAUAAUAAUGCAACAGGCGAGCAAUUACGUUCUGCUAAAACUGCACAAGCAUCAACAAUAGUUACAGCAUGUAAGAUAUGUUUUAAAAGUGAUCGCCCAGAAGUUUUAUUAUUAUGCGAUGAUUGUGAUGAUGCUUAUCAUCUUGAAUGUUUACGACCUAAACUUCUAUCAGUACCCGAUGGUGAUUGGUAUUGUCCAUUGUGUGAACAUAAAAAGUUAUCAAAUCAUUUAAUUGAAAAACUAAAAGAACUAUUAAUUAAUUUUAAUAUCGUCGAACAAAAUCGUACUGAAUAUAAUAUGAAGAAAACUCUUGAACGUAAAAUCAAAGCAAAAGAAUAUUCAAGUGAUGAAAGUAUAACGGCAUCGGAAUCUGAACAGGAAAAUCUCGAUGAUAAUCUUCAUGCCGAUGAAUCGAUGUUAUCAAUCAGUCAAACAAAUGAAAAUAGUAAUGUUUCAUCGUCUUAUAUUGAUGAUUCAACGAAAAAUAUUAGCCAACGUGGUCGACAUCGACGUACACGUUUUGAUAUGAAUAAAAUGCUUCACGAUGAUGAAGAAUCCAACGAUGAUUCUGAUAGUGGUGGUGGUGACGAUGAUGAAUAUGUUGAAAACACAACACAAAUUACAAAUUUUGAUUUGCAAAUACCGAAAAAAAUGACACGUCUUCUCAAUCCACGUUAUCGUCCAAUAGCAAGAAAUGAUCAACAAUUAAAACCGAAACCUAUUGCACCACGUUUUCAUCCAACAGCAACUGAUAUAAAUGGUAAACCGACGGCGACAAUAAUCUAUAGUAAUGGCCAUUUGAAUCCUCAUCAAAUGAGACCAAUUAUAGCAAAUUCUAAUCAAACAUUAAAAAUUGUACGCCGAUGGAACGAUGUUCAACGACGUAAUAAAUUUCGCAUAAGUAAUAUGCAAACAAUGAAUGAAACAACAUCAGAUUGUGCUGAUGAAAAUUCAGUAUUCUGUCCGGAUGAUGCAUCACCACCUCGUUCCAAUGAAAGUCGUACAAAUAGUGAUAUGAAAGAUGAUGAUUCAACGAUUAUUCGUUCGAAAAUAACUUUAGUUCAACCGGCUAAUUUAUUACCAAUGUAUAAAAGUUCAACGAAAAAUAUUGUUUCAAAAAAUGAAGUUAAUUUUGAUCGGCUCACUCGUGAUAUUCAGUAUGCAGUGAGUGAAGCAAAUACUUUAUCGGCAAUACCUAAAACUAUGGAUCAACAAAAUGUUAAACGUAUUCAAAAAACAAAUUUUUCGCCAUAUUUAACUAAAGUUUCAGUUCGUCCACUUCCACUGCUAUUACCAAAACCGGUCGGCGCUGGAUACAAAAUUUUUAAAUCAAAAGAUCCGCCAAAUUCUUCAUUGACUACUGCUGACCUUUCGAAUAUUAUUCUUACACCUUCAUCAUCAUCUUCGUUGCUUGAUGUCGAAUGA
Molecule: messenger RNA, 3309 nt
Organism: Rotaria socialis
Lineage: Eukaryota; Metazoa; Rotifera; Eurotatoria; Philodinida; Philodinidae
Source: the annotation of a GenBank genome assembly